AUUAUGACGGAUUUUCCCACCAAUGAUAAAUAUUUACAAAUAUACGCUUGAGUAAUUGACCAUCACGUGACUACCGGUACCCUUUUUUGCCAUUUUACUCGGAUUUUGGUAAUUUUUUCUCGUGUCUGUAGAAUAUUGGACUGGGCGCGACUAGCUGGGAUUUUAUUACGUCUUUUUGCAUGCAUUAAACCAGUUGAUUUGAUUACUGGUUUAGGGAAAAUGCAUCCUAUUUCUCUUCUAACGGUUUACAACGUACAGUGUCGUGUUGUUCGGAAACACGUGUCGCAGCCAGUUCCCUGGAGUGACGCUAACGUUCAUUUCAGAUGCGAAGCGGAAACCAAGAGCGGCCCGAUUCGUUUUGAUCUGAUUGUGAAAUAUCACGACGGAAAAAGACUUGACAUUGACCUCAACUCUUUGAAAAAAUAUCAAGUUUCUCCACACUCAAGACCUCGAGUCAUUUUGAUUUCAUCGCGAUUCAGUUUCACUUUCGAAAUAAAAACUUUGAAGCGUAAAAAAACAUUGCAAGUUGAAUAUAUCCUGCAGAGUAGUGGGAAAGUAAUACUGAAACAAAAAUUGUCUCAAUCUGUACAUGAUUCAACGUUAUCAAAUGAUCAUGCAUCUCUGAGAGAUCGCGUAAUGCAGCUCCAGCAUUGAAAACCUCGACACCAUUUGAUCAAAGAGGAAUCUUUUGCAAGCUGCCGAAAUAUGAAGAUCUGGGCUUUGUCCCCUACAUUUCAUCAAAAAAGAGAAUUUCUAGAAUAUCUCCUAUACAGGAAUCUGCUGAUAUUCAUGUAGAAGAAUUUGUAUUCAAAAGUCGUAUUCAUCGUAAGCCUGCCGAUAAAAACAGCAAACUGUAUAAUGUACCAAGUGACAAUGACAAGCCAUCAAACAAAAGACUGUUUCAGUCAACACCAAAAGCAGUCGCUGAGAUGAAUGUCUCAGAUGAAUCAAAGCUUCAAAAAGAAACAAAGAAACAAAGGAAAGCAUCUACAACACAAAAAACAGAUUUAACAUCAACUUUGUCAUUCCAUUCGAGCUGGAAGAAGAAAUCUAACAUGAUUCACACUAGUGGUUUGGAAACAAUUCAAGAAACUCCAAACUUACAAAUGAUCAGCAAAGCAGGGUCCACAAUUGUAAGUUCAACUAAACCAAUUGGGUCACUAAUAACAAAGUCGAGCAAUGACAAGGUUGAUGAUAUCGAUGUGGAAUUGGCAUCAAGUGUUAACCAAUACGGUGGUCUGAAAAUAACAUCAAACAAUACUGAAACCUCUUCAAUAGCAUACGGUGGUCUGAAAAUAACAUCAAACAAUACUGAAACCUCUUCAAUAGCAUCUCAGAAUGAAGCUUUCAACGGAGGGCUACAUUUGUUACCAUCAAACUGUUUCUUCAGGUGUCUUGUACAAUUGCAAAGUAAAAGAUACUCAUCUGUUAUUGAAAAGAGACAAUUGCUUGGAAACAUUAAAAAUGCUGUUUCCAAAUUUGCUCCACAAUUUAAUGGCAGUGAACAACAUGAUGCACAUGAAUUUGUUCGAGUUGCUCUUACAUUACUCAAACAGGAAAUCAAUGAUGCAUUAUUAAAAGAGCAAAACUUGGGCUCUGUGUUACAUCAGGAAUGCCCAAUCACAGCAAAUUUCGGCUUCAAAGUCCAACAUUCCUACAAGUGCACAAGGUGUAGUUUUACAUUUGCUAUUAUUGAAGAUUGGUAUGAUAUCCCUGUUGAUAUCAUCUCCAGUCUAGAAAUUCGAAGCAUACAACAGCUAUUGUCCCGGUCCAUAAGAAAGGAAGAGGAAAUUGAAAAUUCUUGCAGAAGUUGUAGCAAUGGGAGAUCAAUCAAGACUAUUCGUAUUGUGGAAUUACCUAGAAUCCUGACUGUUUACCUGAUGCGUUAUAAUGUUGAUAGGACCGGUAGAGUGAGAAAGAUUCAUCAGAAUAUUGGAAUUAGCAGAAAUCUCUCUCUAACAAAAUAUCAGUUGAAUCCAACUGACGCCAACAAUAACUUGCUGCUUCCUGAGAGUGUUACGGCAUUAUAUGAAUUAACUUCCAUUGUGAAUCAUUUGGGAGAAACCCCAACAUCAGGUCACUAUAUAAGCGAUGUCUUGCGGGACAAUGUUUCGAGAACAUGGCAAUGUUACGAUGACAAUAUUGUUACAAAUACUUAUGGUGAUGGUAUAUUGCAAAGAAGAGAAUUGGAUGCAUAUGUUCUGUUCUACAUCAGGACCUGAAACAUAACAAUAAUUUUUCUGACACAUACUAAAUGAUUCUUUCAAAUUUUACAUUUCUUUACUCUUGUGUUUAAGAUGAACAAACAAUUCAAUCGAAUGAGUUUAUUCAAUUAUUUAGAGAGCGGGUGUACAGACUUGUAAUGAAACACAGGCUUGUGAA
This is a messenger RNA of Styela clava, 2382 nucleotides long. NCBI's taxonomy places the organism in Eukaryota, Metazoa, Chordata, Ascidiacea, Stolidobranchia, Styelidae. The record is from RefSeq and is a predicted model, not a curated record.